Syzygium oleosum is the source of this 2799-nucleotide messenger RNA. RefSeq lists its product as uncharacterized. The transcript has 21 exons. NCBI's taxonomy places the organism in Eukaryota, Viridiplantae, Streptophyta, Magnoliopsida, Myrtales, Myrtaceae. The record is from RefSeq and is a predicted model, not a curated record. Bases 67 to 2472 code for a protein of 801 amino acids. Gene Ontology annotation, biological process: protein phosphorylation. Gene Ontology annotation, molecular function: protein kinase activity; ATP binding.
UCCGGGAUCGCGAGGCGGCGGCGGCGGCGGAGGAGGAGGAGCGAGGAGGGUGGCGGGGAGGGGAGAAUGUUGAAGUUCCUGAAAGGAGUCGUCGGUGGAUCCGGCACCGGAGUCAAGGAUCUCCCGUACAACAUCGGGGAGCCCUAUUCCUCCGCCUGGGGCUCCUGGGUCCACUGCCGCGGCACCUCCAAGGAUGAUGGAUCUCCCGUUUCUAUAUUCUCCCUUUCGGGGAACAAUCCCCAGGAUGGACAUCUAGCUGCUGGUCGAAAUGGUGUCAAACGUCUCCGAACUGUGAGGCAUCCGAAUAUACUAUCAUUUCUCCAUAGUACUGAAGCUGAAGUUCUUGAUGGUGCUGCCACGAAAGUUACCAUUUAUAUUGUCACAGAGCCUGUGAUGCCUUUGUCUGAAAAGAUAAAGGAAUUGGGUUUAGAAGGUACUCAGAGGGAUGAGUACUAUGCAUGGGGGCUAAAUCAAAUUGCUAAAGCAGUGAGCUUCCUUAAUAAUGAUUGUAAACUUGUUCAUGCUAAUGUAUGUGUGGCAAGUGUUGUUGUCACUCAGACUUUGGACUGGAAGCUGCAUGCUUUUGACGUUCUAUCUGAGUUUGAUGGGAACAAUCCUACUGCAACUGGACCUAUGCUGCAAUAUGAAUGGCUCGUUGGAUCACAAUACAAACCAAUGGAGUUGGUAAAGUCUGACUGGGCUGCCAUUAGAAAAUCUCCGCCAUGGGCCAUUGACUCAUGGGGAUUAGGCUGUCUCAUAAAUGAACUUUUCUCCGGCAUGAAGUUGAGCAAAACAGAGGAGUUGCGCAACACUGCUUCUAUUCCAAAGUCUCUGCUUCCAGAUUAUCAGCGGCUCUUGAGUUCCAUGCCUUCUCGCAGGAUGAAUACAUCAAAGCUUUUAGAGAAUAGUGAAUAUUUUCAAAAUAAACUGGUGGAUACAAUACAUUUCAUGGAAAUUCUCAAUCUAAAGGAUAGUGUUGAGAAAGACACCUUCUUCCGCAAGCUGCCAAAUUUAGCUGAGCAGCUUCCUCGGCAAAUUGUUUUGAAGAAGUUACUUCCUUUAUUAGCUUCUGCCCUUGAAUUUGGUUCAGCUGCUGCCCCUGCAUUGGCUGCAUUGUUAAAAAUGGGUUCCUGGCUCUCUACUGAAGAAUUCAGUUCCAAGGUACUGCCCACAAUUGUUAAGCUUUUCGCCUCCAACGACCGUGCUAUUCGAGUUGGUCUCCUCCAGCACAUUGAUCAGUAUGGAGAGUCAUUGUCAGCUCAAAUUGUUGAUGAGCAAGUUUAUCCUCACGUGGCUACUGGAUUUUCUGAUACAUCUGCCUUUCUGCGAGAAUUGACACUGAAAUCUAUGCUCAUUCUCGCUCCUAAGCUUUCUCAGCGAACAAUUUCAGCAUCUUUACUGAAGUACCUGUCCAAGUUACAGGUGGAUGAAGAACCAGCAAUAAGAACCAACACCACGAUAUUACUUGGAAACAUAGCGAGCCAUCUAAAUGAAGGGACAAGGAAAAGAGUGUUGAUCAAUGCAUUUACAGUCCGUGCACUGCGUGAUACUUUCUCUCCUGCCAGAGGAGCAGGAAUCAUGGCUUUAUGUGCGACAAGCUCGUAUUAUGACACUACUGAAAUUGCAACUAGGAUUCUUCCAAACGUUGUUGUUUUAACCAUUGAUCCUGAUAGUGAUGUUCGAUCAAAGGCAUUUCAAGCAGUUGACCAGUUUUUACUGUUAUUGAAGCAAUAUUAUGAGAAGACAAGUUCUGGGGAUACCACUGGAAUUAGGAGCACUGGAACUUCUUUAGACCUUGGAAAUGCAGGUUUACUUGGAUGGGCAAUGAGCUCCUUGACUCUCAAAGGAAAACCUUCAGAACAAGCACCAGUUGCAACUGCGACCUCCAGCACUACUCUUACUUCUUCAGCUUCCACUCCCAGCUUUGUUUCAGGCGUGGAGACUCCAAGUAACACAAUAGUUCAUGCUAGUUCCAUCACAGACUUGUCUGAUCAGCCCAUACCUGAGUCACCGACAUCAACUGAUGGUUGGGGAGAAGUGGAGAAUGGAAUUCACGAAGAGCAUGAAAAUGACAAGGAUGGUUGGGAUGAUAUUGAACCCCUUGAAGAGCCAAAGCCAUCCCCUGUUCUUGCUAGCAUCCAUGCAGCUCAGAAAAGACCAGUAUCGCAACCUGUUUCACAAUCCAAGCCACCAGUCACAAGUUUGAGGCCGAAGAGCACGGCGAAAGUCCCCAAAGAUGAAGAUGAUGAUUUGUGGGGAUCCAUAGCGGCACCAGUUCCAAGGAGCGCCUCGAAACCUAUGACUGUGAAAACUGCUGUAACAGCGGAUGACGAUCCGUGGGCUGCCAUAGCCGCUCCUCCGCCUACCACCACCGUCAAGCCUUUAGCGGCCAGUAGAAUCCGAGGAGCUAAACCCGCCGCUUCAAAAUUGGGUGCACAGAGAAUAAACCGGACAUCAUCAUCCGGAAUGUAAAUCAGACAAAUCAAGAAACAGGAACACGAGAAAAGAUCUUGGAGCCUGUACAUUUUUGUCUUGGGGGUGUGGUCAACCAUUCAUAGCAAGGAUCGACGCGCAUCCGGCUCGCGCGCGAUAAUUUUUUUUUUCCGGCAAAAUUUAUCAUGUGUAUUAUUUCAUUUGUAAUAUCAUUUGUAACCAUCAUAUAGAAUGUCGUCAUUCUUUUCUCACAGUACGUAGUCUAAGUGUGGCUAUGAGGAAUUUCAACUGGCAAGGUUUCUGGUUGUGAACUUGUAAUGUGAUGGGCCUUUUCGGCUGGACCAAUCAAUAGUUCUGCUUAACAAA